This is a messenger RNA of Suncus etruscus (white-toothed pygmy shrew), 1092 nucleotides long. RefSeq names its product cyclin P (gene CCNP). Gene Ontology annotation, cellular component: centrosome; cytoplasm; cyclin-dependent protein kinase holoenzyme complex. Lineage: Eukaryota; Metazoa; Chordata; Mammalia; Eulipotyphla; Soricidae. The record is from RefSeq and is a predicted model, not a curated record. Gene Ontology annotation, biological process: regulation of cyclin-dependent protein serine/threonine kinase activity; mitotic cell cycle phase transition. Bases 1 to 1092 code for a protein of 363 amino acids. Gene Ontology annotation, molecular function: cyclin-dependent protein serine/threonine kinase regulator activity. The transcript is spliced from 9 exons.
AUGGCCCUGGUCAUUCCCGGCCUUCAGGCCACACACUUGAGCCUGGAGCUGGUUAAGAAGGGAAACAGCUCCCAGGGAAGACCCAUAGACAGGAGGCUGGUUUACGCAAAGACCCUGAGACAGGCUGAUAUCACCAGCUUUGGGGAACAUCAUUUAAAGCCCCCUUUUCCCACAGGGGCCUCAGCUCCAGAGUCUCCCGGAUGCUACAACCUAAAGGAUGCUAUCCCCGCCUGCAUGAACGGAUCCCCAAAUAUUGUUCAGAAGCUCCAGGGGCCAAGUGCACCACCAGGGCUGGAAGAGGCCCUAAGUGCCCUGGGCUUGGAGGGGGAACGUGCUUACGCCCAGGACAUCUUUGAGGAAAUCAUGGUAUGCCGCGUGCUGCCCCGGAAGGCCCUGCCACGCACCGUGACCCCGGAGAUGCGCGCGCUGGUGGUGGACUGGCUGGUUCAGGUGCAUGAGUACCUGGACCUGGCGGGGGAUACACUCUACCUGGCUGUGCACCUGCUGGAUUCCUACCUGUGUGCCUACCGAGUGCGCCUCCGCCGCCUGCAGCUGCUGGGGGUGACCUGCUUGUUCGUGGCGUGCAAGAUGGAAGAGUGCGUGCUGCCUGAGUCCACUUCUCUCUGCCUCCUGGGCGCUGGCUCGUUUUCCCGAGCUGAUCUUCUUCGUGCUGAGCGUCGCAUCCUGAGCCGCCUGGAUUUUCGGCUGCACCAUCCUGGCCCACUCCUCUGCUUGAGGCUGCAGACAGCACUUGCGGGGAGCAGCCCUGAGGUGCUGCUACUUGCUACCUACUUUUUGGAGCUAUCUCUGCUGGAGGCCGAGGCCACGGGGUGGGAGCCUGGUCGCUGUGCGGCUGCAGCGUUGAGCCUGGCGUACCGUGUGCUUGGUGAGGUGGGCUCUGAACCGAAGCUGGCACUUUACAGCGCAGCCGAACUGGGCCCAUUGGAGCCGUGCAUGGCCCGCGCGGCGCUCCGAGGGCCCGCGCCUGGCCGCGCCGCCAUCUUCCUCAAGUACGCGCGGCCCCAGCGCCAGGCCGUCAGCCUGACCGCCGCCCGCCUGCUCCGCCAUCACCCGCCGGGGCCGCAGCCCUGA